Molecule: messenger RNA, 554 nt
Organism: Cucurbita moschata (crookneck pumpkin)
Lineage: Eukaryota; Viridiplantae; Streptophyta; Magnoliopsida; Cucurbitales; Cucurbitaceae
Product: translation machinery-associated protein 7-like
Exons: 6
Coding region: 16-342 (108 amino acids)
Source: RefSeq, a predicted model, not a curated record
CGCUCGGCUAUUACAAUGGUUCUAUUAGAUGAGACACAAUCUGGUGCCAACAUGGAUGCUAUUAUCCGGCCGGUUGUGCUCUUCGACUCGGGCGAUUCCUCAUCUUUGUUCUCUUCGACUUGGCCAAACCCUAACGAUAUCUCAGCCAUGUCGUCCAAACAAGGAGGGAAAGCGAAGCCAUUGAAGCAACCCAAGGUCGAGAAGAAAGAUUACGACGAGGUUGAUAUGGCAAAUAUUCAAAAGAAGAAGGACGAGGAAAAGGCGCUCAGAGAGCUUAGAGCAAAGGCCCAACAGAAGGGAGCGUUUGGAGGAGCUGGGCUGAAGAAGAGCGGGAAGAAAUGAGGGCUCCCACGCAAUGCAUGUACGUACACAUUACUUCACGACCUGAAAUUGCAAACAUCUAAUGGCUGCUGUUUAAUCAAUUGAGUGUCUUUCUGUUCUGUGUAAAAGCCUGGGAAGAAGAUGAUCAAUGCUCUUCUCCUGGUUUCUUUCUUUCUGGAAUGGAAUGGAUAAAAUUCUCAUGGUUUAAUUUAAUAAUUUUUGCAAUUAUCAAC